Messenger RNA from Knipowitschia caucasica, 2034 nucleotides. Lineage: Eukaryota; Metazoa; Chordata; Actinopteri; Gobiiformes; Gobiidae. The record is from the annotation of a GenBank genome assembly.
AUGGAUGAAGACAAACAGCAGAGACAAGAACUGGACUGUCUCAGACUGUCUCAGACUGUCUCAGACUGGAGAGGACUGGAGAUGGACAGAGGUGACAGAGAGUUCGAUGGGACUGGAGCUCGGCCCCUGGGAGCGGCUCGGCCGUCAGCCUGGGGGAAGCUGAUCAAAGUGGACAGUACUGAUGAAGUGCUGCUGUUCAACAGGGAGAACACCGUGGGCCGAAAGAUAGGUUGCGAUCUGUCCUUUCCAUUAAACAAGAUGGUGUCAGGAGAGCACUGUAAAAUAGCUUUUGAUGAAAGCUCUGGAUUAGUCUGGCUUGAAGACACAAGCACUAAUGGUACUGUGAUCAACAUGUCAAAGCUGGUUAGAAAACAGAACCAUGUACUGCAACACGGAGAUAUCAUCCACUUUGUGUACAGAAAAAGUGAGCCUCAAGAAAAUGUGGCUUAUGUAUUUCACCUCCUUCAUUCAGAACAAGAAGCGUCCCACUUUGCAUCUGACCUAACAGAACUUGUCACAUCAUCUGACAUGAACCUCUCUGUGUCUCCUGUAUUACUAACCAAACCACCACAAGGUUUGACCCAAGACGAACCGCUGCCUUCUACCUCCACUUCUAACUACUGCAUCAAGAACCCAGCCAUGUCUGUCCAGGCUUCACCAUGUCUGACUUCCACUGAGCAAAAGGAUCCUGAUUCAACACAGGAUGAUCACAAAGACCUCUUGGAGCCCGAAAUCAAAAGGAGAAAAACUCACUGUGAUUCACCGCCCAGUAUUGAAGAAUCAGGACCAAGUAUUAGAAGCCAUGCCAAUGUUAAAUGUAAACUACAAACUGAAGCAAAGAAGACUGACAAAAUGGAGGAAUCACUGACUUGCAUCAUUUGCCAAGACCUCUUGUACGACUGUGUUAGCUUGCAGCCUUGCAUGCACACUUUUUGCGCGGCCUGCUACUCUGGUUGGAUGGAGCGUUCUUCUCUCUGUCCCACUUGUCGCUGUCCCGUGGAGAGAAUCCGCAAAAACCACAUCCUCAACAACCUGGUGGAGGCCUACCUCACUCAGCACCCGGAAAAGGCUCGCAGUGAAGAGGACACGAAGAUCAUGGACAGUCGAAAUAAGAUAACCCAUGACAUGUGUCAGCCCAAAGUGGAACGCUCCUUCUCUGAUGAGGAGGCCAGCUCGGAUUACCUUUAUGACUUGUCCGACAAUGACAGCGAUUCGUCAGAUAAUGGGCAGCCCCUAGUGAUGUGCAGACAGUGUCCUGGAUACAGAAGUGAGGUCAGUCAGGUGCUUCUGACCACAGGCUCCAGUUACUGGCUCCCAGGUCUGUCUGUUCCACUCAUUCCAUUGCCCCUACCCACUCAACCCAAGUCCACCACAGAGGAGCUGACGAGGAGCGGCAGCGAGCAGCCCUCAACCUCUGCUGAUGUAUUGUCAGCUCCUGCAGCCUCUCAGCAGUACCUUUGCUCCCCUUAUGCCUCACACAUCAUCUGUACCUGCUGCCUUCAGCCCAUGCCGGAUCGAUUCACUGAGCAAAAUGCACAAAACGCACAGAAGCAUCCUCCUCAGCAAUGUACCAUUUGUAUGCGUUUCUACUGUCACAUGUACUGGGGGUGUCCGAGGGUUGGCUGCCACGGCUGCCUGGCCCGAUUCACUGAUCUGAAUCUGACAGAUAAAUCUUUGGAUGGCGUGCUCAACAACAAUAAUUAUGAAUCCGAAGUUCUUAUGAAUUACCUGUCGAUGAGAGGGAAGAACUGGAGAGACGUGCUGCAGGAGUCUCUUGUGGGGCUGGAGCAGGGUAGCUACACUCUGACAGAUAGAGGCAUUUCUGCAAACGCUAUCAUGUGCUUCGACUGCGGAGUUCGUAGCUUCAGAGAGUUGGCCUAUAAGUACAGGCAGAACAUCCCCCAGUCGGAUCUGCCAGCCUCUGUCACUUCUCGACCUGAUUGUUACUGGGGUCGUAACUGCCGGACCCAGGUGAAGGCUCAUCAUGCAAGGAAAUUUAACCACAUUUGUGAGCAGACACGGUUUAAAAGCUGA